Nerophis lumbriciformis (worm pipefish) is the source of this 1827-nucleotide messenger RNA. Lineage: Eukaryota; Metazoa; Chordata; Actinopteri; Syngnathiformes; Syngnathidae. The record is from RefSeq and is a predicted model, not a curated record.
AUGACCCAACGCGUCGCCUUGGCUUUGCUAUGCCUGUUGUCCGGCUUGUGCACGCCUUCGCUGGGCUACUUCGCCGAGGAGCGCUGGAGCCCGGAGUCUCCGCUGCUGGCUCCCCGGGUUGUCCUAACCCUCAUCUGCCGCAACUCGGAGCACUCGCUGCCUUACGUGCUGGGAGCUGUGGAGCGCUUCGACUACCCUAAAGAGCGAAUUGCCGUAUGGGUGGCGACCGAUCACAAUGAGGACAACACCACGGCCAUCUUGCGUGACUGGCUUAUCAAAGUGCAAAAUCUUUAUCAUUACGUGGAGUGGAGGCCAAAGGAGGAACCCAGCCAAUACGAGGACGAAGAGGGUCCCAAGGACUGGCCGGACCCCCGUUACGAGCACGUCAUGAAACUGCGGCAAGUUGCGCUGGAAUCGGCCCGGGAGAUGUGGGCCGAUUACUUCAUGUUGAUGGACUGUGACAACCUGCUCACAAACCCAAAGGUCCUUUGGUCUCUCAUGAGCGAGAAUAAGACAGUCAUCGCUCCCAUGCUGGAUUCCCGCGGGGCUUAUUCCAACUUCUGGUGCGGAAUGACCAGUCAGGGCUACUACAAGCGUACCCCGGCCUACAUGCCCAUGAGGAAGCGGGUGCGUAAGGGCUGCUUCGCUGUGCCGAUGGUGCACUCUACUUUCCUGAUAGACCUCAGGAAGGAGGCGUCCAAGCAGCUGGCCUUUCACCCACCACACCCGGAGUACAACUGGGCCUUCGACGACAUUAUCGUCUUUGCAUAUUCCGCUCGGAUGGCAGAUGUGCAGAUGUUUGUGUGUAACCGAGAGACGUACGGCUACGUCCCCGUGCCGCUGCGCGCCCACAAUACCUUGCAAGACGAGGCCGAGAGCUUUAUGCAUUGCCUACUGGAGGUUAACGUGCGGCAUCCUCCGGUGUUACCAUCCGAACACGUUCCCGCUCCCGCCAAACAACCAGACAAAAUGGGAUUUGACGAGGUCUUCAUGAUCAACCUCCGGAGGCGGAGUGACCGAAGGGAGCGCAUGCUGAGAGCUCUCCAUGAGCAGGAGAUUGACUGCAAGAUCACAGAGGCUGUAGAUGGAAAGGCUUUAAAUAUGAGUGAUAUCCAGGCUAUGGGCAUCCACAUGCUGCCUGGAUACAGCGACCCUUAUCAUGGCCGCCCGCUAACUAAAGGAGAGCUGGGAUGCUUCCUUUCGCACUAUAACAUCUGGAAAGAGAUUGUCAAGCGCGGCCUGCUCACCUCACUGGUGAUCGAGGACGACCUGCGCUUUGAAGUCUUCUUCAAACGACGUCUCAUGUACUUGAUGAGCGACAUCGAGGAUGAAGGACUCGACUGGGACCUCAUCUACAUCGGACGCAAGCGAAUGCAAGUGGACCACUCGGAGAAAGCGGUGCCCAACGUCCACAACCUGGUGGAAGCCGACUAUUCCUAUUGGACUUUAGGUUAUAUGAUAUCCUUGCAAGGAGCGAAGAAGCUGUUAAAGGCCGAGCCUUUAAAGAGGGUGCUGCCGGUGGAUGAGUUUCUACCCAUCAUGUUUAAUAAACACCCAGUGUCCGAUUACAUGGAACAGUUUGAGACGCGCGACCUGAAAGCCUUCUCAGCAGAGCCUUUGCUGGUCUACCCCACACACUACACGGGAGACUCUGGCUACAUUAGCGACACGGAGACGUCCACCGUGUGGGACAACGAAAAAAUCCGCACGGACUGGGACCGAGGACGCUCGGGCAAAACUCAGGAGCAGGCCCAGCUCAGUACCGAGGCCCAGAACUCUGACGUGCUACAGUCGCCCUUGGACAGCACGGCGCGGGAUGAGCUAUGA